GCGAAAACCAUCUGAUGACAUUGUUGCUUGUCUUUUUCUUUCUAUAUAAAGUCAAUUAAAUGCUCUUUUUUCCUUUUUCUUCUUUUCUCUACACCUUCACAUCUUCACAUCUUCACCUUCGUCUUAAUUUACUCUUAUCAAAAUGGUUAAAACUUUAAUCCUUGUUCGUCAUGGCCAAAGUGAAUGGAACGAAAAGAACUUAUUCACUGGCUGGGUUGAUGUCAAAUUAUCUCCAAAGGGUAUUGAAGAAGCAAAAAAUGCUGGAAUUCUAUUAAAGGAAUCUGGCUUGAAACCUGAUAUCCUUUACACCUCAAGAUUAUCUAGAGCAAUUCAAACUGCCAACAUCGCUCUAGAAUCCGCUGACAGGUUAUUCUUGGAUGUAAAGAGAUCCUGGAGAUUGAACGAACGUCAUUACGGUGAUUUGCAAGGCAAAGAUAAAUCUGAAGCUUUAAACCAAUUUGGUCCUGAGCUAUUCAAAACCUACAGAAGAAGCUACGACACUCCUCCUCCACCAAUUGCUGAUGAUAAUCAAUUCUCUCAAUUCGGUGACGAAAGAUACAAUAACAUUGAUCCAAAUGUGUUACCAAAAACCGAAUCCUUGAAAUUGGUCAUCGACAGAUUAUUACCUUACUGGCAAGAUGAAAUCUCAAGCCAAUUAUUAAAUAAUAAAACCGUCUUAAUCGUCGCUCAUGGUAAUUCCUUAAGAGGUUUAUACAAACAUUUAACUGGCGUUUCGGCUGAAGAAAUCUCAGAAAUUAAUAUUCCAACUGGUAUUCCUCUAGUGUUCGAAUUAGAUGAUGAUUUGAAACCAAUAAAGGAUGCUUACUAUUUAGAUCCUGAAGCUGCUGCUGCCGGUGCUGCUGCUGUUGCUGCUCAAGGCCAAAAGAAAUAGUUUAUUAUCAAUACACAACUAGAUAGCCUAAUUAUAUAUUUAAAAUAAAUAUCUGAUUUCAUCUAUAUCAAUUCCCCUCCCCUCGUAUUUCUUUUCAUCUCCAUCUCUAUCUGCUUUUCCUGUUGUUUUCUUUCCUUU
Molecule: messenger RNA, 1030 nt
Organism: Ascoidea rubescens DSM 1968
Lineage: Eukaryota; Fungi; Ascomycota; Saccharomycetes; Ascoideales; Ascoideaceae
Product: 2,3-bisphosphoglycerate-dependent phosphoglycerate mutase
Exons: 1
Coding region: 143-892 (249 amino acids)
Biological process (GO): glycolytic process
Molecular function (GO): intramolecular phosphotransferase activity
Source: RefSeq, a predicted model, not a curated record